AUGAGCCACGCCACCGCCGAAACGAUCUGGCCGCCAAACGCCCCGCCGCCGAUCGAAAGAUUCGUGGCUGAAUUCUUCAGCCUCCUCGACGCAGAGACGCCGGAAGCGGCGCGGAAGUGGGCGCAGCUGUACGUGACGGACGGGGAGUUCAUCUGCGGCCCCACGUCCACAUGCACGGGACACGAAGAGAUUUCCCAGAACCGGAUCAAGUUCUGGGCGGCUUUUCCGGGGUUGAGGCAUAGGGUCAAGACGGUCUACUUUCAGCAGCCGGAUGGCCGAGACCUCAUUUGCAUCACGCGCUUCAAAGUGAAGUUCAGGAACGGCUCCGUCCAUGAACAGGACACGGCUGCCAAUUUCCAGUUCGUGGAGGAGGCUGGCCGGCUUCUGCUGAAAAAGGUCGAGCUUUAUAUGGACCCUACCAUGCUGGCUGCAGGAGCCGCGCGUUUUUAA
Lasiodiplodia theobromae is the source of this 450-nucleotide messenger RNA. RefSeq lists its product as uncharacterized. Lineage: Eukaryota; Fungi; Ascomycota; Dothideomycetes; Botryosphaeriales; Botryosphaeriaceae. The record is from RefSeq and is a predicted model, not a curated record. The transcript has 3 exons. The coding region runs from base 1 to 450 and encodes 149 amino acids.